Molecule: messenger RNA, 2811 nt
Organism: Phascolarctos cinereus (koala)
Lineage: Eukaryota; Metazoa; Chordata; Mammalia; Diprotodontia; Phascolarctidae
Gene: CTPS1
Product: CTP synthase 1
Biological process (GO): pyrimidine nucleobase biosynthetic process; CTP biosynthetic process
Cellular component (GO): cytoophidium; cytoplasm
Molecular function (GO): identical protein binding; CTP synthase activity
Source: RefSeq, a predicted model, not a curated record
CCGCCCCGGGACCUGUGCGCGCGCACCGCCUCGCGCCCGCUUCCCUCAAAGACUCCAGCGGCGGCCCGCCCGGCUCCUCAGUGACCUGCGCGCUGCGGCUGCGGAUGAUCACCCUCAGGCGGCAGCACUGACUGGACUGGAGCUGGCACGGUCUGGUCUUUUUGAAUAAAAUGAAGUACAUUCUAGUCACUGGUGGUGUUAUCUCAGGAAUUGGAAAGGGGAUCAUUGCCAGUAGCAUUGGGACAAUUUUGAAAUCAUGUGGCUUACAUGUAACUUCAAUUAAAAUUGACCCAUAUAUCAAUAUUGAUGCCGGAACAUUCUCUCCUUAUGAGCACGGUGAAGUUUUUGUACUUGAUGAUGGUGGGGAGGUAGACCUUGACCUGGGCAAUUAUGAACGGUUCCUUGACAUCCGUCUCACCAAGGACAAUAACCUGACCACUGGAAAGAUUUACCAAUAUGUUAUUAACAAGGAGCGUAAAGGAGACUACUUGGGAAAAACGGUUCAAGUUGUCCCUCACAUCACAGAUGCAAUACAAGAGUGGGUGAUGAGACAGGCAUUAAUUCCGGUAGAUGAAGAUGGCAUAGAACCUCAAGUGUGCGUGAUUGAGCUUGGAGGGACGGUAGGAGAUAUAGAAAGCAUGCACUUCAUUGAAGCCUUCCGCCAGUUUCAAUUCAAAGUCAAACGAGAAAACUUCUGCAACAUUCAUGUCAGCCUCGUUCCACAGCCAAGCUCUACAGGGGAACAGAAGACUAAACCUACCCAGAAUAGUGUUCGUGAACUCAGAGGACUUGGACUUUCACCAGAUUUGGUGGUGUGCAGGUGCUCCAAUCCUCUUGACACCUCAGUGAAGGAGAAGAUAUCCAUGUUCUGUCAUGUCGAGCCAGAGCAAGUGAUCUGUGUCCAUGACGUUUCUUCCAUUUACCGAGUCCCUCUGUUACUAGAAGAGCAGGGUGUUGUGGAUUACUUCCUUCGAAGACUUGACCUGCCAAUUGAGAGGCAACCAAGAAGGAUGCUGAUGAAGUGGAAGGAGAUGGCUGACAGGUAUGAUCGUUUGCUGGAAACCUGCUCCAUUGCUCUGGUUGGCAAAUACACCAAAUUCUCGGACUCCUACGCCUCUGUCAUUAAAGCCUUGGAGCAUUCUGCCCUGGCCAUCAACCACAAACUGGAAAUAAAGUAUAUAGAUUCAGCUGACUUGGAACCAAGUACUUUACAAGAGGAACCUGUCCGAUAUCAUGAAGCUUGGCAGAAACUCUGUAGUGCCAAUGGAGUGCUGGUUCCAGGGGGGUUUGGUGUUCGUGGAACAGAAGGGAAAAUUCAAGCCAUCUCCUGGGCACGGAAACAGAAAAAGCCUUUCUUAGGUGUGUGCUUAGGAAUGCAGCUGGCAGUGGUUGAAUUUUCACGAAGCGUUCUGGGUUGGCAAGAUGCCAAUUCAACAGAGUUUGACCCUAAGACAAGUCAUCCUGUGGUAAUCGACAUGCCAGAACACAAUCCUGGGCAAAUGGGCGGCACCAUGAGACUUGGCAAGAGGAGGACCCUCUUCCAAACGAAGAACUCAAUCAUGAGAAAGCUGUAUGGGGAUCCCGAUUACUUGGAGGAAAGACACCGGCACAGGUUUGAGGUGAAUCCAGUCUUAAAAAAGUGUUUGGAAGAACAAGGCUUGAAGUUUGUGGGCCAAGAUAUUGAAGGAGAACGAAUGGAGAUUGUGGAGCUGGAAGAUCAUCCAUUUUUUGUUGGCGUUCAGUAUCAUCCCGAGUUCUUGUCCAGACCAAUCAAGCCGUCUCCCCCUUACUUUGGCCUCUUGUUGGCCUCAGCUGGAAGGCUCACUCACUAUCUCCAGAAAGGCUGCAGACUCUCUCCCAGGGACACCUACAGUGACCGGAGUGGGAGCAGCUCUCCUGACUCUGAAAUCACCGAGUUGAAGUUCCCAUCGAUAAAUCAUGACUGAUGCCUGGGACAACUCUGCCACGGAGCCACUGGAUUUGGAUGGAACUUACAGCCUUGAAUUUACUGUCAGCAUUUAUGUUUUUUAAUUAAAAUCAUUUUAUUACGGGGGAAAACCAUUUCCCAAACUUUGUCAGUUAUUGCAUGUCCCAUCGUGUAGACUUGGAUGUUCCCCUCCCCCUUCUGUGAUGCACUGCCCCCUUCCCAGGCCCUGAUGAGUGUGUUGGGGUGCCUAGGGAGAUGUUAAACAGAAGGAAGGCUUCAGAGGCAGUGGGUGGCAGCGGUGGCUUAGGUAACCUUUGCUUGAAAAAGUGCUGUUUCUUUCUUCUCCUGUCACCGAUGGAGAUGCCGAUAGGCCCUGCAAGCCCAGCCUUCUCCAGAUGGCAUGGGCCACAGGGUCAUUUGAAAGCUUGUGCUUUAUGAUAGAGUUCAGGUGAAUUGAGACUGUCUCAUGCCACCAAGGGAGGAGAAAUCCAAGGAAGAUUGUGAUCUGCUCUGAGCUGGGAAGGGGAUCAGCCCUAUCUGGGCCCAGUGUACUUGGUGUAAAUCAUGUGAAAUGCCAUUAACCCCAAAGCCCUGGGCUGCCUGUUCCAACCUGCCUCCAAGACCAGGAGAGUCCUCCUUGCAUCAAGGGGUGGCUUUUAAAAGGAACAUAGAACUAACUCCUUCUCAGGCGCUUGGAGGUGGUGACAAGCUUUGCCUUUUAAAAAAAAAAAGCGUGGGGGGGGGUCUCUUCCCAAAUGGUGUUAAUGUAAGUGUAAGAUGCUAUUUUCUUAUGUGCUGUAACUAGGGAUGGAGCUGCCUUCCCACAGUCCUCUAGCCAGACUUUGUGUAUUUUGUCAAUGGAAUAAAAACAAAACUACCCAGUU